GCUUUACAUUUCCGCAUCGCCUGGAUGGGUUCGCUUUGUACCAUCCACGAACACGUGCAGCCGCGCAAACCCAGCCGCGCCGCUCUGAAACACGGUCAGCCUUGACUGCACGAUGCAAACACGCGACACCUGACGGGAGUGUUGCACCGGAUCUUGUCAGCCCUGCACAGGGGACUGCCGCGCCAACACGACGACGCCCGAACGCCUACCUCUUUGCGCCUUGCGCGUUCGCCCAUGACUCGUCUCUGAGUCGCGCUCGCGAACUUUUCGCACUACGUCUGGAGCCUCACUUCGUCUCAGACGUAACGGAGGAGAACGAAUCUUCACACCAAUUGCGACUAGACGUGCCCAGGGAGCUGCUCUGCCCAAUAUUUCGCCAUGGCAGCACUCACGGAGGCUCAGGUCGAGCUGGCGAAUUCCCUCACCCAGGAUGAGCUCCCGACCAAACUGCGAUGCGCCGUGUGUAGCAAGCUGGCGAUUAAUGCGUAUCGUCUACCGUGCUGCGAGACUGCCAUCUGCGAGACUUGCCAAGCGACGCUGCCAUCCUCCUGUCCUGUCUGCGAGCAUUCUCCCGUCUCCGGCGCCGACUGCACGGUGUACAAGUCGCUACGAACCACGAUUCGGGUCUUCCUCAAGACCGAAGAGAAGAAGCGCGAAGCCUCCCGACCAAAACCAUCCGACUCGGCCCCAGCGACCCCUGUGGAGAACGCACCACCGGCUCUAGCAGCGCAACCAGCAACCGACGAUGCAGCCCAUGGUGCGACUGCUAAACAGUCCCAACAAACAGCCAUCUCAGACGAUACGGGAACAGCUGUCCCGGCACCACCGUCGGGCGAGCAAGUACUCGGUGAUCCCGCUCAACCCGCCGACGGGCGACCGCAGGAGGUGAGGGGAGCAACUCUAAACGACUUGUCUUCUUGCGCGUCUAACGAGAUCUCCAAGGGUGACGCGACCGUCGCACGAAUCGAUGCGGACGGCAAACCGACCGAUCAAGAUUUGGCCGAGACUACGGAAUUCACCCCGGAAGGUGGUGAUGCUGUGGCCGGCGACGACGCGGACGAGGUUACCGAAGCUGCCGAUGAUGACCAAAACGGUUACCAAGAGAACGGCAUGGGCUAUAGUUCUGGGCCAUCGGGCGGCAACUUCAAUGGCAUGAAUUUCGCUGGUGCAGACAUGAACCAGAUGCAGAUGAUGAUGGCCAUGCAGAACGGCAUGAACCCGGCAGCGUUUGGCUCAUUCUCGAUGCCAGGCAUGGAUAUGAACAUGAACCCGAUGAUGAUGCCAAACAUGUUUAUGAACGGUGGCUUCGGAGCGCAAGGUAUGGGCAUGAACGGCAUGAACAUGAACAUGGGCAUGAACGGGUUCAGCGGUGGCGGCAAUGACUGGAACGGACAGCAAUCAUGGAACGUCGGCCAAGAUAAUUUCAAUCCAAAUGCUCCUGGCAUGGGAAAUGGUGAUUUUGGCAAUUUUAACUCAGGAAACUAUGCUGGUUAUGGCCAUCACACUCAGUACAAUGAUUACAACCGAGGCGGCUACGGAUUCCGGGGUCGUGGACGCGGCCGAGGUCGCGGUUUCUACGGCGGCUAUGGCCGCGGCUACCACAACGGCUACAACAACGCCCCCUCUAGCUGGGCACAGCAGAAUGGACAGUACUACAACCAGGGCGCACAAGGAAAUGGCUUUAAUGCCGGCCAGGGCGCUCCCGGUGGUUCCGUGGACGACAACAGCCAGACCACCGACCAAGCAGGAACUACGAUCCAGACAGAGGAUGGCGAGACGACCCAAACAGGCAGAGAAGGAGCUGUAAACAACACCAACGGCGCAGGUUCCAGCUAUGGAGAUGCCUCUCAAGCCGGAGCGCCCGAAGGAAUGCAGGCUGAUUCUGGAUCUGGACCACUCCCAUCUGCCACCGUUCCGGAUGUUCCUCUGAAUGCUCCCACAGGACCAAAGGCUAUGCGCCAGGGACUCCCCAAUACCAGCUUCCACUACUUGAAGGCCCGAGGACUUCUACCUGGAGACGCCGGAUCCAAUGGCUCCGUCGUGGCCAGUCCUGUUGACGAGCGUCAUCGAUCUCGCAGUGGAUCUGUACAUGCCUACAAAGAUGAGAAUCGGCGCGAUAGUGAGCAUGGCGCACACACGUACGGAUCAAGUGAUCAGAGGCGGCCUCGCGGCGACGACGACGACAGGCAUGAGGAACCAAGACCUUACCCAGCAAGCAGGAGCCAAAGUCGUGACCGCAGCCACGAGCGCAAGGAGUCUAGGAGACAUCGCCGACAUGGGUCCGAGUCGGCAUCCGAUGGUGGCGAUGACGAUGAUGGCCGCGACGUCGAUGACGAAGACCGGCAUCGUAGCCACCGGAGCAAACGAAGGUCAGCCAGGGAUGAGGAUGACUCCAAGGGACGGUCGCGAGACAAUGCGCACGACGACAGGUCGCGAUCUGCAUCUCCUGAUGACCGUGAACGUGACAGAGACCGGGACAGCCAUCGGGAUCACGAUAGAGAGCGGGACCACAAACGGUCGAGCCACCGCAGCCGCCGUGAUAGGGACGACAGGCGGCGCGAACGGGACCGCGACCGCGACCGGGAUCGGGACCGUGAGAAGGAUAGAGAUCGUGACGGGGAUGACGACCGCCACCGACGUUCUGGCCAUCGGUCCUCGCGCCGUGACCGCGACUAUGACCGCGGAGAUCGUGACAAGGGUCGCGACGACCGGCGGCAUGAGCGGCGAGACCGUGACCGUGAUCGUGACCGUGACCGUGAGCGGGACAGAGAUAGAGACUCUCGUCGUAGCAGCAAGGUCGCGAGCAGUACCCCGCUGACGCCCAUCGAGGGCUCCGAGUUCAACCCGCCCAGCGGGCCAAAACGGCACACGAGUAUCUUCAACAUCAAGGGCAACGCGACCGGUAGUGGCGGCACGUUGAACCACAAGCGCAACAGCGAGUCUGCCUCUCGCUCCGGCGGUGGCACAAAGGGCAGUGGCUCCUCGACGCAGCCGGCCCCAUCUUCCUCGACUGCUGGCAAGGAUAUUCACACUCUCGAGCGCGAGGCCAGAGACCGCGAGCGCCUGCUCAAAGAAGCCCAGCGAAUUGCUGGCAUGGCUGGCUUCGCGGGUUCCAAGCGGGGCCGGGACGACUCGGACGAUCGUGGCAGCGGCAGCCGUCGCAAGAGCCGGCGCAGCGAGGCCGUGAAUGCCGAUGAGGAAGAGUCGCGCAUGAGGCGGCUCGAGGCUGAGCGAGAGAGGGACCGCUGGGACUGAGAUGGUUCUGAUGAUUCCCGGCACUCGAUGCCACCCGGGGGGGGGGGG
Molecule: messenger RNA, 3303 nt
Organism: Microdochium trichocladiopsis
Lineage: Eukaryota; Fungi; Ascomycota; Sordariomycetes; Xylariales; Microdochiaceae
Exons: 4
Coding region: 379-3255 (958 amino acids)
Source: RefSeq, a predicted model, not a curated record